Vicia villosa (hairy vetch) is the source of this 553-nucleotide messenger RNA. Its product is annotated as nodulin-3-like. NCBI's taxonomy places the organism in Eukaryota, Viridiplantae, Streptophyta, Magnoliopsida, Fabales, Fabaceae. Gene Ontology annotation, molecular function: metal ion binding. The record is from RefSeq and is a predicted model, not a curated record. The transcript is spliced from 2 exons. Bases 69 to 353 code for a protein of 94 amino acids.
CGAAACUUUAUCCCCUAUAAAAACAUCAAAUAAUAUUCACAUUUUUUCACACACAAAAAGGAAAAAAUAUGGCUGAAAUUCUAAAGUUUGUUUAUACUUUUAUUCUAUUAAUUUCAUUAUUUAUUGUCGCAACAAAAGCUGAUGGAGCUAUUGAAUGUGAAACUGAUGUUGAUUGCAAACCAAAUUAUUGCAUGUUUUUUAGUGGCAUGUGCGUUGAUAACAAAUGUUUAUGUAGUGUGAAGAGUCCAAGAGAAACAAAUGUGUAUGUAGAGGAUGGUUUCUCAGAUUAUAUGAACAUUAAAUCCAAUAGUGUAUAUCAACAACAUGCAGAGAAGAAUGAGAUCUUGCACUAGCAAAAAAAUAAAUUACUGAGACAUAUUUUAUGAUACAAGCCUUCCAUAAGCUGUCAUAUUUAAUUAUGAUGCUAACAUCCAAUAAUUGUAUUUCCACCCUAAUAUCAAAGACCUUGUAGUUAUGAUAAUGUACUUUAAAUUGAUUAAAAUGAAAUGUAAUAAGAAAGCAAAUAGUAUUAUUUAUAUUUUCUUGUUUUCUA